Molecule: messenger RNA, 4691 nt
Organism: Pongo pygmaeus (Bornean orangutan)
Lineage: Eukaryota; Metazoa; Chordata; Mammalia; Primates; Hominidae
Gene: CD28
Product: CD28 molecule
Exons: 4
Coding region: 59-721 (220 amino acids)
Biological process (GO): T cell costimulation; T cell receptor signaling pathway; positive regulation of T cell proliferation
Cellular component (GO): membrane; external side of plasma membrane
Source: RefSeq, a predicted model, not a curated record
ACACUUCGGGUUCCUCGGGGAGGAGGGGCUGGAACCCUAGCCCAUCGUCAGGACAAAGAUGCUCAGGCUGCUCUUGGCUCUCAACUUAUUCCCUUCAAUUCAAGUAACAGGAAACAAGAUUUUGGUGAAGCAGUCGCCCAUGCUUGUAGCGUACGACAAUGCGGUCAACCUUAGCUGCAAGUAUUCCUACAAUCUCUUCUCAAGGGAGUUCCGGGCAUCCCUUCAUAAAGGACUGGAUAGUGCUGUGGAAGUCUGUGUUGUGUAUGGGAAUUACUCCCAGCAGCUGCAGGUUUACUCAAAAACGGGGUUCAACUGUGAUGGGAAAUUGGGCAAUGAAUCAGUGACAUUCUACCUCCAGAAUUUGUAUGUUAACCAAACAGAUAUUUACUUCUGCAAAAUUGAAGUCAUGUAUCCUCCUCCUUACCUAGACAAUGAGAAGAGCAAUGGAACCAUUAUCCAUGUGAAAGGGAAACACCUUUGUCCAAGUCCCCUAUUUCCUGGACCUUCUAAGCCCUUUUGGGUGCUGGUGGUGGUUGGUGGAGUCCUGGCUUGCUAUAGCUUGCUAGUAACAGUGGCCUUUAUUAUUUUCUGGGUGAGGAGUAAGAGAAGCAGGCUCCUGCACAGUGACUACAUGAACAUGACUCCCCGCCACCCCGGGCCCACCCGCAAGCAUUACCAGCCCUAUGCCCCACCACGCGACUUCGCAGCCUAUCGCUCCUGACACGGACGCCUAUCCAGAAGCCAGCCGGCUGGCAGCCCCCAUCUGCUCAAUAUCACUGCUCUGGAUAGGAAAUGACCGCCUCAUCUCCAGCCGGCCACCUCAGGCCCCUAUUGGGCCACCAAUGCCAAUUUUUCUCGAGUGACUAGACCAAAUAUCAAGAUCAUUUUGAGACUCUGAAAUGAAGUAAAAGAUAUUUCCUGUGACAGGCCAAGUCUUACAGUGCCAUGGCCCACAUUCCAACUUACCAUGUACUUAUUGACUUGACUGAGAAGUUAGGGUAGAAAACAAAAAGGGAGUGGAUUCUGGGAGCCUCUUUCCUUUCUCACUCACCUGCACAUCUCAGUUAAGCAAAGUGUGGUAUCCACAGACAUUUUAGUUGCAGAAGAAAGGCUAGGAAAUCAUUCCUUUUGGUUAAAUGGGUGUUUAAUCUUUUGGUUAGUGGGUUAAACGGGGUAAGUUAGAGUAGGGGGAGGGAUAGGAAGACAUAUUUAAAAACCAUUAAAACACUGUCUCCCACUCAUGAAAUGAGCCACUUAGUUCCUAUUUAAUGCUGUUUUCCUUUUAGUUUAGAAAUAUGUAGACAUUGUCUUUUAUGAAUUCUGAUCAUAUUUAGUCAUUUUGACCAAAUGAGGGAUUCCCUCAAAGCAAUAUCAGGUAAACCAAGUUGCUUUCCUCACUCCCUGUCAUGAGACUUCAGUGUUAAUGUUCACAAUAUACUUUCGAAAGAAUAAAAUAGUUCUCCUACACAAAGAAAGAAUAUGUCAGGAAAUAAGGUCACUUUAUAUCAAAAUUAUUUGAGUACUAUGGGACCUGGUGCAGUGGCUCAUGCUUGUAAUCCCAGCACUUUGGGAGGCCGAGGUGGGCAGAUCACUUGAGAUCAGGACCAGCCUGGUCAAGAUGGUGAAACUCCAUCUGUACUAAAAAUACAAAAUUUAGCUGGGCCUGGUGGCAGGCACCUGUAAUCCCAGCUGCCGAGGAGGCCGAGGCAUGAGGAUCGCUUGAACCUGGCAGGCGGAGGUUGCAGUGAGCCGAGAUCGUGCCACAGCUCUCCAGCCUGGGCGACAGAGUGAGACUCCGUCUCAAACAACAACAACAACAACAAAACCACAAAAUUAUUUGAGUACUGUGAAGGAUUAUUUGUCUAACAGUUCAUUCCAAUCAGACCAGGUAGGAGGAGCUUUCCUGCUUCAUAUGUUUCAGGGUUGCACAGUUGUUCUCUUUAUUGUCGGUGGGGAGAUCCAAAGUGGGUUGUGGAAAGAGCGUCCAUAGGAGAAGUGAGAAUACUGUGAAAAAGGGAUGUUAGCAUUCAUUAGAGUAUGAGUCCCAAGAAGGUUCUUUGGAAGGAGGACGAAUAGAAUGGAAUGAUGAAAUUCUUGCCAUGUGCUGAGGAGAUAGCCAGCAUUAGGUGACAAUCUUCCAGAAGGUGUCAGGCAGAAGGUGCCCUGGUGAGAGCUCCUUUACAGGGACUUUAUGUGGUUUAGGGCUCAGAGCUCCAAAACUCGGGGCUCAGCUGCUCCUGUACCUUGGAGGUCCAUUCACAUGGGAAAGUAUUUUGGAAUGUGUCUUUUGAAGACAGCAUCAGAGUUCUUAAGGGACUGGGUAAGGCCUGACCCUGAAAUGACCAUGGAUAUUUUUCUACCUACAGUUUGAGUCAACUAGAAUAUGCCUGGGGACCUUGAAGAAUGGCCCUUCAGUGGCCCUCACCAUUUGUUCAUGCUUCAGUUAAUUCAGGUGUUGAAGGAGCUUAGGUUUUAGAGGCACAUAGACUUGGUUCAAGUCUCGUUAGUAGUUGAAUAGCCUCAGGCAAGUCACUGCCCACCUAAGAUGAUGGUUCUUCAACUAUAAAAUGGAGAUAAUGGUCACAAAUGUCUCUUCCUAUAGUAUAAUCUCCAUGAGGGCAUGGCCCAAGUCUGUCUUUGUCUCUGCCUAUCCCUGACAUUUAGUAGCAUGCCUGACAUACAAUGUUAGCUAUUGGUAUUAUUGCCAUAUAGAUAAAUUAUGUAUAAAAAUUAAACUGGGCAAUAGCCUAAGAAGGGGGGAAUAUUGUAACACAUUUAAACCCACUACGCAGGGAUGAGGUGCUAUAAUAUGAGGACCUUUUAACUUCCAUCAUUUUCCUGUUUCUUGAAAUAGUUUAUCUUGUAAUGAAAUAUAGGGCACCUCCCACUUUUAUGUAUAGAAAGAGGUCUUUUAAUUUUUUUUUUUAAUGUGAGAAGGAAGGGAGGAGUAGGAAUUUUGAGAUUCCAGAUAGAAAAUACUGUACUUUGGUUGAUUUUUAAAUGGGCUUCCAUUCCAUGAAUUUAGUCAGUCCCAAGAAGAUCAAACUCAGCAGUACUUGGGUGCUGAAGAACUGUUGGAUUUACCCUGGCACGUGUGCCACUUGCCAGCUUCUUGGGCACACAGAGUUCUUCAAUCCAAGUUAUCAGAUUGUGUUUGAAAAUGACAGAGCUGGAGAGUUUUUCGAAAUGGCAGUGGCAAAUAAAUAAAUACUUUUUUUUUUAAAUGGAAAGACUUGAUCUAUGGUAAUAAAUGAUUUUGUUUUCUGACUGGAAAAGUAGGCCUACUAAAGAUGAAUCACACUUGAGAUGUUUCUUACUCACUCUGCACAGAAACAAAGAAGAAAUGUUAUAUAGGGAAGUCCGUUUUCACUAUUAGUAUGAACCAAGAAAUGGUUCAAAAACAGUGGUAGGAGCAAUGCUUUCAUAGUUUCAGAUAUGGUAGUUAUGAAGAAAACAAUGUCAUUUGCUGCUAUUAUUGUAAGAGUCUUAUAAUUAAUGGUACUCCUGUAAUUUUUUAUUGUGAGCUCACCUAUUUGGGUUAAGCAUGCCAGUUUAAAGAGACCAAGUGUACAUUAUGUUCUAUAUAUUCAGUGAUAAAAUUACUAAACUACUAUAUGUCUGCUUUAAAUUUGUACUUUAAUAUUGUCUUUUGGUAUUAAGAAAGAUAUGCUUUCAGAAUAGAUAUGCUUUGCUUUGGCAAUGAAUUUGGAUAGAACUUGCUAUUUAAAAGAGGUGUGGGGUAAAUCCUUGUAUAAAUCUCCAGUUUAGCCUUUUUUGAAAAAGCUAGACUUUCAAAUACUAAUUUCACUUCAAGCAGGGUACAUUUCUGAUUUGUUUGCCUGACUUCAGUCACAAUUUCUUAUCAGACCAAUGGCUGACCUCUUUGAGAUGUCAGGCUAGGCUUACCUAUGUGUUCUGUGUCAUGUGAGUGCUCAGAAGUUUGAGAGAGAUCCAACUUCAGCCUUGACCCCAUCAGUCCCUCAGGUUAACUAACUAAGCCACCAGUUCUCAUGGCUAUUUUAAUGAGGGUAUUGAUGGUUAAAUGGAUGUCUUAUCCCUUAUCCCAGCCAUUUGCACUGCCAGAUGGGAACUAUACCAGACCUGGAUACUGAUCCCAAAGUGUUAAAUUCAACUACAUGCUGGAGAUUAGAGAUGGUGCCAAUAAUGGACCCAGAACAAGGAUCUUGAUUGCUAUAGACUUAUUAAUAAUCCAGGUCAAAGAGAGUGACAUAGACUCUGUCAAGAGGUGGGGUGAGGGAGUCUGUGUUAUCUGCAAGGCCAUUUGAGGCUCAGAAAGUCUCUCUUUCCUAUAGAUAUAUGCAUACUUUCUGACAUAUAGGAAUGUGUCAGGAAUACUCAACCAUCACAGGCAUGUUCCUACCUCAGGGCUUUUACAUGUCCUGUUUACUCUGUCUAGAAUGUCCUUCUGUAGAUGACCUGGCUUGCCUCGUCACCCUUCAGGUCUUUGCUCAAGUGUCAUCUUCUCCCCUAGUUAAACUCCCCCACACCCUGUCUGCUUUCCUUGCUUAUUUUUCUCCAUAGCAUUUUACCAUCUCUUACAGUAGACAUUUUUCUUAUUUAUUUGUGGUUUAUAAGCUUCAUGAGGCAAGUAACUUUGCUUUGUUUCUUGCUGUAUCUCCAGUGCCCAGAGCAGUGCCUGGUAUAUAAUAAAUAUUUAUUGACUGAGUGAA